AUAAAGACACUGGAAGAUUCUCCACAUGUGAUGUUCUUGAUGAGAGAUUCAGAGACAGACUGAAGCUGGAUCAUCAGACUGGAUCUGAUCAUCACAAACACCAGAAACACAGACUCUGGACUUUAUCAAGUGACCAUCAGAGGGAGAAGAUUGACCACACACAGAUUCAAUCUUACUGUCUCUGAGUAGUCAAAUGUAUCAGAAGGAGGUGAAUGGAGCAGAUUGAGAGGGAGAAUGUGAAGAAACAGCAGGUGGCGCUAGUGCACUGUUUUAGUUUGGGAUCUGCUGUUAGAAGGAAGAAGAAGGAGAAAGCAGGUGUGUUUGUGCUUCACAUUCCUGUCCAGUUGGUGGCGCUGAUGCACGAGAUCUGUUGUUAACUGGACUUUGAUUUUCUCCAAGAUGAAGUCGUGUCAGGUGACAAACAUCAAUCGUGAAGAUCGCACAGGUGUUUAACAGCGAUCACAAACCGGAAGUGUUUGAAAGACUUCUGGAUUCUGUUCCUGCAGCACAAGAUCGUCUGAACUACUGCAAGUCAUGAUGAGCAUCUGAUCGUCUUCAGAGACACAAAGAUCUCAGUGUUGAGCUGUUCAUCUGCAGUCUGUCAGAGAAGAGAGGAAAGAUGAGUCUCUCACACAAACAGAGUGUAAGAUCAGGCUCACAUGUGUCCAGCUCUGUGUCUGUGAAGUGUGACCGGUCAAAGGAUGAAGGACCAUUCUUCAGUGAAGAAACAACAUCACAAACCAAACGGCUUCAGUAUGAAACAUUAGAUCCAGAUUUACAGUCUCACAGGAACCGCAAGAAUUUUACAGACAGUCUCCUGCAGAUCUUCCAGGAUCUUGAGAGCAAAAUAAUGAAGUUUCUAAAGAAAGAACUGGACAUGUUUAAGAAAAUAUUACAAAAAGAGGACAAGCAAUACUUUGUGAAGGACUUUAAUGAGAACAGAUGCAGUAUGAAAGAAGCAGCUCUUGAUCUCACGCUCUACUUCCUGAGAGAGAUGAAGCAAGAUGAAGCUGCUGAUACUCUAGAAGACGAGCUGGUCUUCAUUCAUCAGCUAAAGUGUAGCCUAAAGAAGAAGUAUCAAUGUGUGUUUGAAGGAAUUGCAAAGCAAGGUGACUCUACACUUCUGAAGAACAUCUACACAGAUCUCUAUAUCACUCAGGGUUGUAGUGAACAGGUCAAUACUGAACAUGAGGUGAGACAGAUUGAAGUUGCUUCCAGACGUCAUGAAUCACAGGAGAUACAGGUUGAGUGCAAACAUUUGUUUGAAGCACCUGAACAAGACAAGCAGAUCAGAAGUGUACUGACAAAAGGAGUUGCUGGCAUCGGAAAAUCAGUCUCUGUGCAGAAGUUUGUUCUAGAUUGGGCCGAAGGAAAAGAAAAUCAAGAUAUCAGCUUCAUAUUUCCUCUUCCAUUUAGAGAGAUGAACUUAAAGGAGCAAGAAAAACUAAGUUUGAUGGACCUUAUAACUCAGUUUUUCCCAGAGACAAAAGGACUGAACCUUACAAGAAGAAAUCAAUUCAAAGUCUUGUUCAUUCUUGAUGGAUUGGAUGAAUGUCGUCUUCCUGUAAACUUUAAGGAUAAUGAGACGUGGUCUGAUGUUUCAUCACCAGCCUCUCUGGAUGUUCUCCUGACGAACCUCAUCAAGGGAAAUCUGCUUCCUUCUGCUCUCAUCUGGAUCACCAGCAGACCAGCAGCUGCCAGUAAGAUUCCUCCUGACUGUAUCGACCGGCUGACAGAGAUACGAGGAUUCAAUGAUGCACAAAAGGAGGAGUACUUCAGAAAAAGAUUCACGGAUGAGAAUCAGGCCAAAGAAAUCAUUGAUCAUGUUAAACAAUCAAAGAGUCUCUUUAUCAUGUGCCACAUCCCAGUCUUCUGCUGGAUUUCAGCCACUGUUCUCCAGAACAUUUUAGAGGAGAAAAUAAAUAAUGUUGUGAAAAACAAUCAGGCUGAUGAUGUCUCCAAAACACUGCAGGAGUCAAAUACUGAAGACACUCCUAAGACUCUGACACAAAUGUACACACACUUCCUCAGAUUUCAGAUCCAGCAGAGCAGACGAAAGUAUGUUGGAGAACAUACACCAGAUGUUUCCUGGGAUAAAGAUGCCAUCUUUUCACUGGGGAAACUGGCAUUUGAUCAGCUGGAAAGAAACAAUGUGAUCUUCUAUGACACCGAUCUGGAAGCCUGUGGUAUUGACGUCUAUAAGGCAUCAGUGUACUCAGGCAUGUGUACCCAGAUCUUUAAGGAGGAAACAGGGAUCACUCUUGGUACCAUGUACUGCUUCGUUCACUUGAGCAUUCAAGAGUUUAUUGCAGCCCUUUAUGCACAUCUGUUUCUAGACAUGAAGAAGAAAAGUAUAUUUGUUCAUGAGUCUACAAAAUGGAAAUAUAAAAGUGAAGCCAUGAUUGAUUUGCUCAAGACUGCAGUGGACAAGGCACUAGAGAGUGAUAAUGGACACCUGGAUCUUUUUCUUCGCUUCCUCCUUGGUUUGUCACUCCAGUCCAAUCAGAGACUCUUACAGGGUCUGUUGACACUGGAAAAUAGAAAUGAGCAGAGCAAAGAGGAAAUAGUUUGGUACAUCAAGCAGAAAUUAGAGUCUAAUCUGUCUCCAGAGAGAUCCAUCAAUCUGUUCUACUGUCUGAAUGAACUGAACGACCAAACUCUGGUGAAAGACAUUCAGACCCACCUUAGCAAAGGAAGUCUCUCAUCUGCUGAUCUUUCACCUGCCCAGUGGUCUGCUUUGGUCUUUGUGUUGUUGACAUCAGAGGAGGACCUGGAGGAGUUUGAGCUUCAGAAAUUCAAGAAAUCAGACGAGUGUCUCAUUAGAUUAUCAGCAGUCAUCAAAACCUGCAAAAGAGCUCUGCUAAAUGAUUGUGGCUUAACAGACAAAAGCUGUCCAGCUCUGGCUUCAGUUCUUGGAUCAGAUACCAAUCUGAAAGAGCUGAACAUGAACAAUAAUAAUCUGCAGGAUUCAGGAGUCAAGAUCCUCUGCACUGGACUGAAAAAUAAAAAUUGCAAAUUAGAGAUACUGAGUCUGAGUUAUUGCAGUAUUACAGAGGAACAGUGUCUCAUCCUGACUUCAGCUCUGAAAUCAAACCCAUCACACCUGAGAGAACUGGACCUGAGUGGGAAUCAAAUAAAAAACACAGGACUGAAUCACUUAUGUGACGUACUGAAGGAUUCAUGCUGUAAACUGGAGAGAUUGAGUCUUUGUUACUGUGGCAUUACAGAUGUUUCUUCUUUAACUCAGUCUUUGACAAACACAAAAGCUCUGCAGUUUCUAAAAGAGCUUGAUCUGAGAGAUAAUAUGAUUGGAGACUCAAAGCAGAAGCUCAUUGAUGUGCUACGAGACUCAAACUGUGAACUGAGAGUAGAUACAGAUCCAUCACCAGAAGACCCCAAUAGAGUUAAAUCACCAGAAGCUGAUAAAUGCAGUAUCUCAUAAAGUGAAGUGAUCUUGAGAGGAGCAGUAAACAUCAGCUGAAGAUCCACAGAAGAGCUUCACUACUGUGUCUAUGAGGAGAAAUAAAUGUGUGAUAAAUGUGUAAAUGUGAUCCAUACAGGUGAAGAGACUCAGACUUUACAAUCAAAUAAUGCAGCAUGUGUGUUAGAAACAUGAUAUUGACUGAUUAAUGUUGCUUUAGUAUUCAAGCAGAUGAUCAUUGUGUUUAAUGUAAAGCUGGAACAGAGGAGGAAGAAGCUCAGAUGAGUCUGUCUGGCUCUUCACUUUAAUAAUAUUUCUAUUAAACUCAUUCAUAAUGAUUCAGAUGUUUAAAUGUGAUUGUCAAGUGCAGCUCUUAAAUGUGUCAAAAGAUAUGAAGCAAAUCUAAAAUGUUUGAAACUUAUCUCAUGUUUUCUACACAUUGUUAUUAUAUUUUACGUUAUAUUUAGUUGUGUGUGUGUUGUUAAUGUACAUGUAUCCAGUAUAUAGUCUUUGUUCUGUGGAUGGAGUCUCUCCUUCAUCAAAUCAACUAAACAUUUUCACAAGUUAACAGCAUUUGUGUCUUUUACUCUCCUCUAAAUACUCAAAAACAUUUACUCUUUUUAACACUUUUAUAUUUUCUUGUAAAUAAAAUGUCACAUACAGUUAAAAACAAGUGAAAAGUUGACUUGUCUGUUUUAAGUAUUAUUAAACUGUUUUAAAUAUAGGCUAACUUGUAGACAUGAAACAUAAAGCAUAAAUAGCUAAUGCAUAAUAACAGAAAUGUUCCCAUUAUAUGUACAGCAGGUAUUUCUUUAUUUUAUUUGUAUUUUUCUCAGUUAAUAUAUUUCUAAAGGUGCUGUACUUUCUUAAUUGCGCCGCAUGAGUAGUUGUUGGUCAGAGAUGUUUUGGAGCAGAAGAUCUAAAGGAUUCUGGAGGUUCAUCAUGUGGAAAGUUGAUAGUUAGGUAAAGUGCUUCUGUCGUUCUCUAACAUUCAGAUCUGUAAAGUAAGGUGGAAAGGACACAGCUCUGAUACAGAGUCAUUCUAGUGUUGGACCUCCACAUAUUGUUCAGUGUUAUAAAGCUGUUUCUGCUCUUGCUAA
Molecule: messenger RNA, 4521 nt
Organism: Carassius gibelio (silver crucian carp)
Lineage: Eukaryota; Metazoa; Chordata; Actinopteri; Cypriniformes; Cyprinidae
Product: NLR family CARD domain-containing protein 3-like
Exons: 11
Coding region: 620-3442 (940 amino acids)
Molecular function (GO): protein binding
Source: RefSeq, a predicted model, not a curated record